AUGGAUUCUCAAAUCCUUGACUUAAAAGCCCUUAUACCCUUUUUCCUCUUCAUGAUUGUGGCACUGAAAAUAGUGAGGAAUCUCAAAAAAACUGACUCAACUCCAAAGGUACCCCCAGGGCCAUGGAAACUACCAAUCAUAGGAAAUAUACCCCAUCUUGUUACAUCCACACCACACCGAAAAUUAAGAGACUUGGCCAAAAUAUAUGGACCCUUAAUGCAUUUACAACUUGGAGAGGUCUUCACAAUUGUUGUUUCAUCACCAGAGUAUGCAAGGGAGGUAAUGAAAACCAAUGAUGUUAUUUUUGCAUCAAGGCCUCAACUUUUAUCAGCAAAAAUAAUUUCUUAUGAUUCCACAAAUAUAGCUUUUGCACCUUAUGGAAAUUAUUGGAGACAGCUACGAAAAAUUUGCACAUUGGAGCUUUUGACCACAAAACGUGUCAAUUCAUUCCAUCCCAUAAGAGAAGAAGAGUUCACCAAUGUCAUCAAAAGGAUUGCAUCAGAGGAAGGAUCACCCAUCAAUCUCACCAAAGAAGUACUUUUAUCAAUAUAUACAAUCACUUCAAGGGCUGCUUUUGGCAAGAAAUGCAAAGACCAAGAAGAAUUCAUAUCACUGGCAAAAGAAUUAGUAAAGGUUGCAGCAGGUUUUGGCAUAGGAGAUUUGUUUCCUUCUGCUAAAUGGCCUCAACUUGUCUCUGGUUUGAAGCCUAAGCUUGAGAGGUUGCAUCAACAAAUUGAUCAGAUACUGGAAAACAUCAUCAAUGAGCAUAAAGAGGCAAAGUCAAUAGCCAAACAAGGUCAAGUUGAAAAGGAGGAAGAUCUUUUAGAUGUUCUCCUAAAAUUUCAGGAUGGCAAUGGUAGCAACCAGGAUAUUAGCUUAACUAAUAACAAUGUCAAGGCUAUAAUCCUGAAUAUUUUUGGUGCUGGAGGUGAGACAUCAGCAACUACCAUAGAUUGGGCAAUGGCAGAGAUGGCAAGGGAUCCAAGAGUAAUGAAGAAAGCACAAGCUGAGGUGAGAGAGGUAUUCACUAUGAAAGGAAGGGUUGAUGAAAGUUGCAUCAAUGAACUCAAAUAUUUGAAAUCAGUUGUCAAAGAGACCCUGAGGCUACACCCUCCAGCUCCUCUUUUACUUCCACGAGAAUGUGGACAAGCAUGUGAGAUUCAUGGGUAUCAUAUACCGGUCAAAAGUAAGGUCAUUGUCAAUGCUUGGGCAAUUGGAAGAGAUCCAAACUACUGGGCUGAACCAGAGAGGUUUUAUCCAGAGAGAUUCAUUGAUAGUUCUAUUGACUACAAAGGAAGUAAUUUUGAGUACAUUCCAUUUGGUGCUGGAAGAAGAAUAUGCCCGGGCAGCACAUUUGGUUUGAUAAAUGUUGAGAUGGCCCUUGCAUUAUUAUUGUAUCACUUUAAUUGGAAGCUUCCCAAUGGAAUGAAAAGUCAUCAGUUGGACAUGACAGAGCAAUUUGGAGUGACUGUUAGAAGAAAAGAUGAGUUGUACUUGAUUCCCUUGGCUCAUACUCCUUAG
Gastrolobium bilobum is the source of this 1521-nucleotide messenger RNA. RefSeq names its product cytochrome P450 71D11-like. The record is from RefSeq and is a predicted model, not a curated record. Bases 1 to 1521 code for a protein of 506 amino acids. Gene Ontology annotation, molecular function: monooxygenase activity; oxidoreductase activity, acting on paired donors, with incorporation or reduction of molecular oxygen; heme binding. NCBI's taxonomy places the organism in Eukaryota, Viridiplantae, Streptophyta, Magnoliopsida, Fabales, Fabaceae. The transcript has 2 exons.